This is a messenger RNA of Caenorhabditis elegans, 276 nucleotides long. It is a transcript of the gene lsm-5, whose product is annotated as U6 snRNA-associated Sm-like protein LSm5. The transcript has a single exon. Bases 1 to 276 code for a protein of 91 amino acids. NCBI's taxonomy places the organism in Eukaryota, Metazoa, Nematoda, Chromadorea, Rhabditida, Rhabditidae. Gene Ontology annotation, cellular component: cytoplasm; nucleus. The record is from RefSeq and is marked reviewed. Gene Ontology annotation, molecular function: RNA binding.
AUGGCAACCUCAACAUCCACCAACCCAAACACACUUCUCCCACUGGAGCUCAUUGACAAGUGCAUCGGCUCGAAAAUCUGGGUGAUAAUGAAGAACGACAAGGAGAUCGUCGGCACUCUGACAGGCUUCGAUGACUACGUGAACAUGGUUCUGGAGGACGUCGUCGAAUACGAGAACACCGCCGACGGCAAGCGAAUGACCAAGUUGGACACGAUUCUUCUCAACGGAAAUCACAUCACGAUGCUCGUGCCGGGAGGAGAAGGACCAGAGAUUUAA